This is a messenger RNA of Euleptes europaea (tarantolino), 345 nucleotides long. RefSeq names its product cytochrome c oxidase assembly protein COX20, mitochondrial. The transcript is spliced from 4 exons. The record is from RefSeq and is a predicted model, not a curated record. Gene Ontology annotation, cellular component: mitochondrion; mitochondrial inner membrane. Bases 1 to 345 code for a protein of 114 amino acids. Gene Ontology annotation, biological process: mitochondrial respiratory chain complex IV assembly. NCBI's taxonomy places the organism in Eukaryota, Metazoa, Chordata, Lepidosauria, Squamata, Sphaerodactylidae.
AUGGCGGGUGAGGGGGACCCGAAAAAGUCGUUUCAGCUGCUGGGAAUACUUGAGGUUGGAACCAUCCCCUGUUUUCGGGAAUCAGUGCUGUAUGGGUCACUGGGUGCUCUAACACUGGGACUUGGACACUUCUUAGCAACUAGUAGAGUGAGACGAUCUUGUCACUUUGGAGCAGGAGGCUUUAUCAUGACAACAUUAGGAUGCUGGUUCUACUGCCGUUAUAAUAACGCAAAACUAAGGAUCCAGCAGCGAAUAAUUCAAGAAGGGAUGAAAAACAGGAUUAUGUUUGAAGGCACGCAGUUUGAGCCAGAGAAGCAAAAAACAAGCAUUGGAAAAAGUCAUUGA